CCCCGCACCCUCGCGCCCCGCGCCCCCGAGGGCGGAGCGCACCAUGCCUCAGCUGGACUCGGGCGGGGGCGGCGCGGGCGGCGGCGACGACCUCGGCGCGCCCGACGAGCUGCUGGCCUUCCAGGACGAAGGCGAGGAGCAGGACGACAAGAGCCGCGACAGCACCGCGGGGCCCGAGCGUGACCUGGCCGAGCUCAAGUCGUCGCUCGUCAAUGAGUCCGAGGGCGCGGCCGGCGACGCGGGGGUCCCGGGGGCGGGCGCCGGUGCCCGUGGCGAGGCCGAGGUGAGCGCUGAGGCUCUCGGGCGGGAACACACUUCGCAGAGACUUUUCCCCGACAAACUUCCAGAGUCUCUGGAAGACGGCCUGAAGGCCCCGGAGUGCGCCAGCGGCAUGUACAAAGACACCGUCUACUCCGCCUUCAAUCUGCUCAUGCACUACCCACCCCCCUCGGGAGCAGGGCAGCACCCCCAGCCGCAGCCCUCGCUGCACAACAAGGCCAGUCAGCCUUCCCACGGCGUCCCCCAACUCUCUCCUCUCUAUGACCAUUUCAGCAGCCCACACCCCACACCUGCUCCAGCCGACAUCAGCCAGAAGCAAGGAGUUCACAGGCCUCUGCAGACCCCUGACCUCUCUGGCUUCUACUCUCUGACCUCAGGCACCAUGGGACAGCUCCCGCACACUGUGAGCUGGUUCACCCAUCCACCCCUGAUGCUAGGUUCCGGUGUACCUGGUCACCCCGCAGCCAUCCCCCACCCAGCCAUUGUGCCCCCUUCAGGGAAGCAGGAGCUGCAGCCCUAUGACCGCAGCCUGAAGACGCAGGCAGAAUCCAAGGCAGAGAAGGAAGCCAAGAAGCCAACCAUCAAGAAGCCUCUAAACGCCUUCAUGCUGUACAUGAAGGAGAUGCGAGCAAAGGUCAUCGCAGAAUGCACACUCAAGGAGAGCGCUGCCAUCAACCAGAUCCUGGGCCGUAGGUGGCACGCACUGUCCCGGGAAGAGCAAGCCAAGUAUUAUGAGCUGGCCCGCAAGGAGAGGCAGCUGCACAUGCAGCUCUACCCAGGCUGGUCGGCGCGGGACAACUACGGGAAGAAGAAGAGGCGGUCACGGGAAAAGCACCAAGAAUCCAACACAGGAGGAAAAAGAAAUGCAUUCGGUACUUACCCGGAGAAGGCCGCUGCCCCAGCCCCAUUCCUUCCGAUGACAGUGCUCUAGGCUGCCCCGGGUCCCCAGCUCCCCAGGACUCGCCCUCAUACCUCCUGCUGCCCCACUUCCCCACAGAACUGCUUGCUAGCCCUGCGGAACCGGCGCCUACAUCACCAGGUCUCUCAGCCACUCCCAGCCUCCCAGCCCCCUGGGCCCCCUCAGGCUCCUCACAGCAACCUGCAGAGUACACAGGUACAGCAAUAGGAAUCUCAGAGACAGGCAGCCUAGCAUGCACAGGACACAUGGCUUCCUCCAGGGGCCCACCCUCUGAGAGGAGACGACAGAGCCCCAAAGCACGUGGAAACCGGCCAGGGGCCCUGUUGGCUCCCUCUCAGAGUCCAGGCCCUGGAGAUUUCAGAGGCUGCACAUCUUCUGCCUGAACAUGGGGCCAUCAAUUCAAACUGCUCCAAGUGGUGGGAAUUAGAUCUGCAUUGUGUCAUUUGAUUAAGGGCAUCCCCUCAUGCCUAUGGCAGACUGGAUCUAUUCUUUUUACCAUCUGUCUUGCUAGCCAGAUGCCCCUCCCUGCCUCCCUUGCUUUUCUGCUAUAGGUCAUAGAUGGACUGGACUGAGCCCAACUGCUUUUCCUACUUCCCCCAGCCAACCCCACCACUGCCACACCCUCCCUAUACCAGAUACUUCAUGGACCAAGAACAAGCUGGUUUACGAAACAAUAUGUAAGCAUGGUCACAACCACAAAGCUCAAGACAACUGUGCUUCUCUCUUAAGGGCCUAGAGAAGCCCUGUUUACAGAAAACCAGCUGCUAUCUGUAAGCUGGACCAAAGGAAGCUUCUUGCCACGUUCUCAGAGGAGUGAAUGGAAUAGGUUAAAUAUAGGCCUGUCACCCUAGCCAACAGGAAUAACCUGACACUACCUUAAAGGCAAGUGUGGGUGGUGAGGGUAUGUGGCUCUAGUUCAAAUUACUCGGAAAUGUUUCCUAAGGAACUCAACCACCUAAGAAGCCCUGAUACCAAAUGCCUCAGUCACUAGUGGCUGCAGUCAACGGUUCAAGUAAGUCAUGGCUCACAAUCCAGUGUGCAUCCCUACGCGCUCUUGAGAGCCUUUUUCACAGAUCCAGUUCCAGCCUAUCCACAUCAUUCUAGCCAGCUCUCAGACAGUUGUAAGAGGGCAAACCAAACCUCAGGACAGCCAGUGCCUAUCUUCCAGCAUGAAAGUAGGCCAGCUUCAGUUUCCCUAUGGGGCUGCAGGAAGAAAGACUAUUACAACCAAAGCAAGGAGCCCAGAAAACCUCUAGUGGUGGACAUUGGGUUUGCACCACAGCCUACUUUAACCCAUUUCUGAGCCAAGCUUCAACCCUGAGCCUUAAAAAACGAAUCUUUUUUUAAUUUAACUUAGUUGGGUUUUUUGCCUCCUCUUCACUGUACAUAGCCUGAGUCCAAAGAGAAAGGGCUAUCCCCGUACCCACACACACCCUCAACAAAAGCCUUUAGUUCCUACUUUAGCCACUGGCUUCUCAGAAUCCAAAGAUCAUAUGUUCUGGUGUAGUGUUGCAAGAAGUCUUGAGAGAAAAAAGGACCAUUGUAGUAUUCAAAAUAUUUUUGUAUUGUUAAUGCAUAUCACAGAAAAACUUUUCUGAUAUGAGAAUAAAGAUACUUUUUACUGGGUUUCUUUUUCAAA
Molecule: messenger RNA, 2837 nt
Organism: Kogia breviceps (pygmy sperm whale)
Lineage: Eukaryota; Metazoa; Chordata; Mammalia; Artiodactyla; Physeteridae
Source: RefSeq, a predicted model, not a curated record